AUGCUGUUCUCUUCCACCUUUUUGAACUUGAUCCUGUGCGCGUCAAGCUCUGGUUUUGACGCAGCACUUAGCUAAGAUAGGAGUGGUACUAGGGAUUUUACUAUAGGUUGGUUUGUUCGCAUUUGCAACGCUGCAGUGCGGCGCAGACAGAUGGUACUGUUGCGAAGUGACUGUGCAGCUAUUGUCCUGCGCUUUGAAACUACUCCCUCUCCCCCCUUCUUUCAGCCACUCUGAGCAGCAUCCAGCUACGAGAUGGGAAGAGAGAGACAGCCGGCCAUCACAUCCAAUGGCAACUUCACAAUUAAAUUCUAGCAUCUUUAUAGGGGUUGUUUUUUUUGAAAGCUUUAUAGGGGCUAGUUUGUGUGAGUGAGUUUUGAACAGCAUGGGCUAAUGGCCUCAGUAAAGGGAGCACACACAUACUCUUACACGACAUCUUUCUCCAGUCACAGAUCCCUAUGACCUAUGGAAUGGAUAGGUAUGGGGUUGCCAAGAGUAACAUAUAUAUCCUGUAGCCACACUUUGCAACAUCUAAGUUUGGAUAUAUUUGAUUACUUUAGAUAGAUGUUUAGUUUGCAUUUAGAGUUAUAGUAAGAUUUUUUUUAUGUUGUUGUGGUUUCACGUAUUAGAGCCUUAGAAAAAUGUGACAGCUAUAGUUGUAGUAAGAUUUUGUUUAUGUUGUUGUGGUUUCAUGUAUCAGAGAUUUAAAAAAUGUGGCAAUAUUUUUUUAAGGUAACUUAAGGUGUGGUGAUUUUUUUUUGCCAUAAGUGUGGUAACUUAGAUAAAAACAUUUGACAGACUUAAACAUUUUUAAGGUGUGAACCAAACGGACCCUCUGUACAUAUAUGCGCUCUCAAAUGCAUUAGGAGUAGUACUUGUCCACCAAUUUGCUUUGGCCCUCUCAUUCUUUUUGCUCGGUUUCACGGUCCGGGUCCCUCAUCCCUCUCAUCUCCCUCGUACCUCACUCAUGAAUGUAGUAGCAGUAGACUAGUGUUGCUACAAGUGAAGCAAAGCAAAGCAAAGCACAAAAGAGAGCGCAAGAGAAGAAGCGUUUACGUGUGCAUGGUUGAUGGGAGAAAUGGCUAGUGGCAGCAACUGGUUAGGCUUCUCCCUCUCCCCGCACAUGGCCAUGGAGGCGCCCUCCUCUGAGCCAGCACCUGCUCUUCACCCUCCACCUCCGGCUAGUGCUACGAUCUCCUCUAACAACGCAACCACUUGCAACCUUCUCUUCUCCCAUCCUGCGCAAAUCGCCGCUCUUUCGCCUGGCUACUACUACGUCGGCGGCGCUUAUGGAGAUGACACCAGUGCUGCCGGCGUCUACUACUCCCACCCGCAUCUCCCUGUCAUGCCUAUCAAGUCCGACGGCUACCUCUGCAACAUGGAAGAAGUAGGCAUGAUGGCGUCGUCCUCACCGAAGCUGGAGGACUUCUUGGGUGGUGGCAAUGGCAGUGGGCAUGACACGGCCACCUACUACAGCCACCAGGAGGGCCAAGAAGAGGAGGCAAGCAGGAGUUACCAGUACCAGCACCACCAGCUAGUCCCCUACAACUUUCAGCCUUUGACGGAAGCAGAGAUGCUCCAAGAAGCCGCAGCGCCAAUGGAGGAGGCAAUGGCCGCUGCCAAGAACUUCCUCGUCACGAGCUACGGCGCUUGCUACAGCAACGGGGAUUUGCAGCCGCUGAGCCUGUCCAUGAUGAGCCCAGGGUCCCAGUCUAGCAGCUGCGUCAGUGCGGCUCCGCAGCAGCAUCAGAUGGCUGCUGUAGCCGCUGCUGCCUCUGCGGCCGCUGCCCAGGGGCGCUGUAAUGGCGGUGGUGAGCAGUGCAUGGGGAAGAAGAGGGGCACCGGGAAGGGAGGCCACAAGCAGCCUGUGCACCGGAAGUCCAUCGACACGUUUGGGCAGAGGACCUCACAGUAUAGGGGUGUCACCAGCAGGCACAGGUGGACUGGGAGAUAUGAAGCCCACCUCUGGGACAACAGUUGCAAAAAGGAUGGGCAGACAAGAAAAGGACGACAAGUAUAUCUAGGUGGUUAUGACACUGAAGACAAGGCUGCAAGGGCUUAUGAUCUGGCUGCUCUGAAAUAUUGGGGUCCAUCUACUCACAUCAAUUUCUCUCUAGAAAUAUAUCGAGAUGAGCUUGAGGGGAUGAAAAGCAUGACAAGGCAAGAAUAUGUUGCGCACUUGCGAAGGAGAAGCAGUGGGUUUUCUCGAGGUGCUUCGAUCUACCGAGGAGUGACAAGGCAUCACCAGCAUGGAAGAUGGCAGGCUCGCAUUGGCAGGGUUGCUGGGAACAAGGAUUUGUACCUCGGCACUUACAGCACUCAAGAAGAAGCAGCUGAGGCGUACGACAUAGCUGCCAUCAAGUUCCGUGGCUUGAACGCAGUGACAAACUUUGACGUAACCAGGUACGACGUCGACAAGAUCAUGGAAAGCCACACGUUGCUUCCUGGGGACGAAGCACGUAAGGUCAAAGCGGUCGAGGCAGCAAACGGUGUAUCUGUGAUGCACAAUGGUGGCAGGGAGCUCAACCCUAGAGAAGAAGCAAGCGCCACGGGCACCGACUGGAGGAUGGUGCUCCAUGGAUCUCCUCAGGAAGCUGUACCAUGCACCGAAGCAGCCGAUCUUCAGAAGGGCAUCAUAGGCGACCCUCACUCUUCCCAGCAUGGCAUUGUUGGGCUCGACGUUGAGUGUGCAGCGCAUGACAUCAAUGUUUCAGGCAGGACCGGUGGCAUCAACUUCUCAAACUCGUCCUCGCUGGUGUCAAGCCUCGGCAACUCGAGGGAGGGGAGCCCGGAGAGGUUGGGCCUGGCCAUGCUCUACGCCAAGCACCCGAGCGCCGUCAGCCCUGCCACCAUGAGUCCCUGGAUGCAAAUGCCGGCUCCGACACCAUCACACGUCUUGAGGCCGCCGAAUGCCGUCUCUCAUAUCCCUGUAUUCGCCGCUUGGGCCGAUGCCUAGCUACGCAAGUUGCUGCUCAAUCUUGCUUGUUAUUGGCCCUUUUUGUAAAAGUGAAGCAAGAUUAGUUGCACCCGUUGCCAAUGUUAUGUAAAUUAGCUGGAAUAGCAAACUUGUUUAGUUACCAUGAUGGAGGUGCAACGGAAUGCAGGAUGGUACUAGUCGUUAGUCCCCAGGUCAUGCACAAUUGUAGUGCUAGUGGUAGCGUUCUUUUGAGCCUGUUUUUGGGCAAUUUGGUUGGAAUGUAGUAUGACUUUGAACGUUACAUGAAACAAGGCUGUUCCAAGAAAAGGAAAAGGAAAAGG
Messenger RNA from Phragmites australis (common reed), 3255 nucleotides. Its product is annotated as AP2-like ethylene-responsive transcription factor CRL5. The transcript has 9 exons. The record is from RefSeq and is a predicted model, not a curated record. Gene Ontology annotation, molecular function: DNA binding; DNA-binding transcription factor activity. Gene Ontology annotation, biological process: regulation of DNA-templated transcription. NCBI's taxonomy places the organism in Eukaryota, Viridiplantae, Streptophyta, Magnoliopsida, Poales, Poaceae. The coding region runs from base 1067 to 2953 and encodes 628 amino acids.